Penicillium antarcticum is the source of this 1095-nucleotide messenger RNA. Its product is annotated as tRNA 2'-phosphotransferase. Gene Ontology annotation, molecular function: tRNA 2'-phosphotransferase activity. The transcript has a single exon. Gene Ontology annotation, biological process: tRNA splicing, via endonucleolytic cleavage and ligation. The record is from RefSeq and is a predicted model, not a curated record. Bases 1 to 1095 code for a protein of 364 amino acids. Lineage: Eukaryota; Fungi; Ascomycota; Eurotiomycetes; Eurotiales; Aspergillaceae.
AUGUCAGAGAAAGGGAAAAGACCUCGUGGCCGUGGCCAGGGCCAAGGCCAAAGUCGUGAUGUGCAGGUUUCUAAAGCUUUGAGCCUCUUGCUCCGCCAUGCCGCCGAGAAGGAAGGCUUGAAGAUGAAUGAACAAGGCUACGCCAGCGUAACAGACGUGGUAUGCCUACAACCCUGCGAAUCAUCACAGUGGAACAUACUCACCAUCAGCCAGCUACAAUGGAGGAAACUCAAAUCCCUCAAAGUUACCUUCCCCGAGAUCUUACAUGCCGUCGACUCAUCCGACAAAAAGCGGUUCGCACUCCUCCACAUCCCAUCUGCGCAGCCCACCGAAUCUACCACCCAAGCAACAACGGUGCCAGUGACAGGACCAGAUGCCGAACAUGAGGCUGUCGCCACUGCAAGCGGCGACCAGCCCUCGACCAUGGUCCUGGAGUCUGCGCCUGCCACGAGCGAUGAUCAGCAAACCGCUACAGACAAAGCUUUGACUAUAGCAGUGAAUGACAACGACCCGUCGCACUUCUUAAUUCGCGCAACGCAAGGCCACAGCAUCAAGACCGUCGAGGCUGCAUCCUUCCUCGAACCACUCUCCUUGGACGAUGAAUCGAAACUACCCGAUACUGUCGUCCACGGCACAUUCUGGUCGACCUGGCCCGUAAUUCUUCAAUCCGGCGGUCUACGCUGCAUGGGCCGGAAUCACAUUCAUUUCGCGACUGGCCCAUCGUUGGAAGUCGUCUUGGCCCAGGACAAGGAUGCACUGCCGGCCCAGCCAGCAAGCGGCGAGGCGCAAGUCAUCUCUGGCAUGCGACGCGACGCGCAAGUCUUGAUCUAUGUCGACAUCCGGAAGGCACUAGCUGCCGGUAUUCCUUUCUGGCGAAGUGAGAAUGGUGUUAUUCUCAGUGAGGGGAUCCCUGUACCGAAGGAGGAUGAGAAAGGUGAAGUAGCCAAGUUCGUUUCGCUUGGCUUCUUUGAUGUUGUUGUGGAGCGUAAGGCCGGUUUGGGUAAGCUUUGGGAACGCGGGCAGGUCCUGCAGGAGCUUCCGGGGCAUCUUGCUAAUAAGGGCAAUCCGAAGGGAAACUUGAAGGGUCGACGAUGA